This is a messenger RNA of Penaeus vannamei (Pacific white shrimp), 1481 nucleotides long. NCBI's taxonomy places the organism in Eukaryota, Metazoa, Arthropoda, Malacostraca, Decapoda, Penaeidae. The record is from RefSeq and is a predicted model, not a curated record.
AUGGCCACCGAUGAGAUGAGGUCAGAUGAGGUUAUGGGAGACAUGAGCAAAGUAGUCAUCGUUGAAGCGCAUUUGGACUGCUUUGAAAUGGCUGGUGAUCGUUUUUUACAAUUCUUCACUUCGCUGCGUGGCUUUCCCAAGACCAAGAUGGAGGGGGCGUUCGUCUCUCCGGAAGACCGCGUGUAUCCUCCGCUGGUGACUGAGAACUGUUCGAGCGCUAUCAAGGAUGUUUCCGCCGAUAAAGUAGAACUACAACAAGCUGUUUCUCUGGCCUCGUGUCGGAAUACGGUCGACUGCGCCUUCAUGGGAGGCCACUGCGACGCGACCUGCGAUGACGACGAGUUCAAGUACCCUGGUCUUUGCCUCCCCGGAAACUGCUCCUGCUGCGUGAAAAAGGAAUGCACGCAAAGUAAAUGCUGCACCUUUCCUGGAGGGAGAUGCGACUGGAAAUGCAAAGAUGACGAAGUUACAGAAAAAGAUCUUUGUAUCGGAGAUUGCGUUUGCUGCUUCCAAGACAAGUGCCCAGACAGCCCCAAGUGCCAGGCGCUGGACGGGCGCUGCGUGGAGAGCUGUGAGGCGGACGAGCUGGCCGUCCCGUGGCUCUGCGGAGGCGAGAACUGCACCUGCUGUGUCAAGAACAACUGCAACCAGACCAAGUGCUGCGAAGCCUUCGGCGGAAGCUGCGGCAAGAUGUGCCACGAAGGCGAGGAGCCCAUCGAGGGCGUGGUGCGAAGGAGCGUGCCAGUGCUGCGCCAAGGGUACGUUGACGCACUGAGUCCCAUCUCCUGCCCUCAUCUGUCCCGCCUUCACCAGCCCCGUGUGAGCAGAGCAACUGCUGCAACGUCCUGGGCGGCAGAUGCAACGCCACGUGCGCCGAGGCGAGCGAGCCGUCGAGGGCGUCUGCCACGGAGAGCACUGCCUCUGCUGCGUGCCGGAAGACCCUUGUCCCGACAGCGCCACCUGCCUGGAAAUAGGAGGCCACUGCGACCCAUCCUGCGAGAGCCACGAGGUCGGCUAUCCCUAUUACUGCCCGCGACAGGUCUUGUCUCUGCUGCGUCGAGAGGACGACAACGAUCCCUCCGACCACGUCCACAUCAACGGUCUCAGUUCCAAGUUGCACAAACACGAAGUACUGCUGGAGUAGAAAUGGUUACUGCAACUUCACCUGCAAUGUUGGCGAAAUCGGUCUUAGUGGUUAUUGCAAUUCCAAAUCUUGUUUGUGCUGUUCUAAAGAGCCGUGUCCGACGACCACCGAGUGCAAAGAGGCCGGCGGCGUCUGCUCGCCGGGCUGCCGCAGAUUCGACCUCGUGGCUCAGGCUGACCUUUGUCCGUUGAGCGGAUGCAAUUGUUGCAUUACAGAUCCGUGUCCUGAGACGGCUGACUGUGCAACAGAGGAGGUUAUUGCAAUCAGACUUGUGGCAUUCGGGAGGCGAGUCUCAGCGGGUACUGUGCCAGCGAUUCCUGCUCCUGCUGCGUCCCGU